UCCCUUUCCCCACCCCCCAGAAGCAUCUGCGACAGGGGUCCAAGCAGGUUGGCAGCGCGACAGAUCUGCUCCUGACCUCCCUUCCUCCCACCAUGUCAGAGCCUAUAACGCUAAACGUUGGUGGGAAGCUGUACACAACAUCGCUGUCCACCUUGACCAGCUUCCCGGACUCCAUGCUGGGUGCCAUGUUCAGCGGGAACCUGCCAACCAAGAGGGACAGCCAAGGCAACUGCUUCAUCGACCGGGACGGCAAGGUUUUCCGCUACAUCCUCAACUUCCUGAGAACCUCCCACCUGGACCUCCCAGAGGACUUCCAAGAAAUGGGCCUGCUCCGCCGAGAAGCAGAUUUUUACCAGGUCCAGCCGCUGAUCGAGGCCCUGCAGGAGAAGGAGGUGGAGCUCUCCAGGGCAGAGAAGAACGCCAUGCUCAACAUCAGCUUGGACCAGAGGACUCAGACGGUUCACUUCACCGUCCGGGAAGCUCCCCAGAUCUACAGCUUGUCCUCUUCCAACAUGGAAGUGUUCAACGCUCACAUCUUCAGCACCUCCAGUUUGUUCCUCAAACUUCUGGGCUCCAAACUCUACUACUGUUUCAACGGCAACCUGUCCUCGAUAUCCAGUUACCUCCAGGAUCCCUACCACGUGACCUUGGAUUGGGUUGCCAGCGUGGAAGGGCUGCCGGAAGAGGAGUACACCAGGCAGAACUUAAACAGGUUGUGGGUCCUCCCGGCCAAGAAGCAGAUCAACAGCUUCCAGGUGUUUGUAGAGGAGGUACUGAAAAUCGCCAUGAGCGAUGGCUUCUGCGUCGACUCCUCUCACCCGCACGCCUCGGAUUUUAUGAACAACAAAAUUAUCCGGCUUAUACGGUACAAGUAGGCGGGGCUUCUUCGUCCCCCCCACCCCCCCAGUUCCGCUACACAUAGCAACGAUGCGCUGAGGUUCGUGGGUUUCCCUUUUCGAGCCCGCUUCACGAAUCGUGCGCUAAUAACCUGAAUUACGAAACUAGAGUUUUCUGCUUAACAGACUAACCAGUGUAUGUCGAAACUCCGGAUUAGGGAUGCGUGAGACGGAUUGGUUUGUGGGCCAGGUGGUAGCGGGGACUGAGGAAGGUCUCUGGUUCCGUGUCAACCAAUUGCCCUUCUUCUAAGAUGCAUCAUCGAGAAGGGACCGGUCUGUUCCUGUGGGCACCGGCAAUGACAUCAGCACUGGGGGCAUUAUGUACUGCCCUUGCAUGUUCGAUGCUAUAUUGUGCCCGGCAAGGAAGAGGCAGAAAGGGCGAGGGAGGGGGAAUGUUGAUGGAUAAAUCUGUUUCCCAAACGGCACAAUGCCAGAAUGAA
This is a messenger RNA of Lacerta agilis (Sand lizard), 1336 nucleotides long. It is a transcript of the gene KCTD21, whose product is annotated as potassium channel tetramerization domain containing 21. Gene Ontology annotation, biological process: ubiquitin-dependent protein catabolic process; protein homooligomerization. The transcript is spliced from 2 exons. The record is from RefSeq and is a predicted model, not a curated record. Gene Ontology annotation, molecular function: histone deacetylase binding; cullin family protein binding. The coding region runs from base 93 to 875 and encodes 260 amino acids. Lineage: Eukaryota; Metazoa; Chordata; Lepidosauria; Squamata; Lacertidae.